GGACGCAAUCCAUACACGUAUGUAGAUCACUGCACACAUCUUCUCUUUGUUGUUCGAUCUAGAAAAGGAGCAAAACAUUUUUCAGCUGGUCACUGGACAUUUUCAGAAUGGGGUUUCUUGAGGCCUUCUUUGGGGGAGUAAUUGAACCCGUCAGUAACAUAGCAAAAAGCGGAUCUGGGUUCGCCAGCUCCUUUGGGUUCGUUUUCCAGCCCCCCUCGCAACCAGGCUACACUGUGAAACAGGGGCCUGGUGGCAAGCUCGUGCUAGGCCCAGGAAAACCGGGAGGACGAAAGCUGCCUGAGGGAGAUGUGGUGCGGCUCACAACAGCUCGUGGCAGCACGAUAGUGGCCGUCUUUAUACCAUACAAGUCAGACUUCAAGCCUGCAAAGGCUGCCAGCACUUCCUACAGCUUGGCAGCAUCCCCCUUCCCUGAGGCCGUGCGCAGGCCCACCAUCCUCAUCAGCCACGGGACUGCAGUCGACCUGGGCCGACUUGUGCCCUUCUACAGCGAGGUUGCGAAGGACUUGAAGUGCAACUUCUGCGCGUAUGACUACACCGGCUACGGGCAGAGUAGCGGGCGGCCCUCAGUGGCCGACACAAUUGCGGAUGUGGACGCAGUCUUUGCAUGGCUGCAGCGCCGGGGGGUCCAGCGGCAGGAUCUCAUCCUGUACGGGCAGAGCCUUGGCUCCGGGCCCACGCUGGACUUGGCUGCCCGGGAGAAGAGGAUUGCCGGCGUGGUGCUGCAUGCUGCGUUCGCCUCAGGGUUGAGGCAGGUGAGGCCUGGGGGAAAGUACUUCCCGUCCUGGUGUGACAUCUUCCCCAACUCGGAGCGGAUACAGCAAGUGGAGGCGCCCGUCUGCGUCCUCCAUGGGACGCGGGACUAUGUGGUGGACAUAGAGGCAGGCAGAUAUUUGCACAAGCUGGCCAAGCGGCCGGCGGCUCCUUACUGGGCUGAGGGGUGCCACCAUGAGAAUGUAGAAAUGAGCGCUCAGUACAUUCCCCACCUGCGACGCUUCCUGCAAGGAAUUUUUGGCUCCAGCUACGCAGCCCUUGAAUAA
Messenger RNA from Coccomyxa subellipsoidea C-169, 1058 nucleotides. Its product is annotated as alpha/beta-hydrolase. The coding region runs from base 108 to 1058 and encodes 316 amino acids. The record is from RefSeq and is a predicted model, not a curated record. Lineage: Eukaryota; Viridiplantae; Chlorophyta; Trebouxiophyceae; Coccomyxaceae. The transcript is spliced from 5 exons.